Molecule: messenger RNA, 1189 nt
Organism: Octopus sinensis (East Asian common octopus)
Lineage: Eukaryota; Metazoa; Mollusca; Cephalopoda; Octopoda; Octopodidae
Product: sacsin-like
Exons: 1
Coding region: 37-909 (290 amino acids)
Source: RefSeq, a predicted model, not a curated record
CAGAGACAAUUCCACGUGGACGAAUAUGUGGGGUACAUGAAGGGGCAAAAAAGUGUCGUAUAUGGAAAAAUCAUUCUCGAUUGUAAUCCGGUCACUCAAGACUUGUACAAACUUAAAAUUGGGCCUCUCUCAACGGAUGUGGCACAUGUUUCUGUGCAAAAUCUUUUUAAAAUAUUUCGAAGUACACAACCCUCAGACUUCACUUUACCCGAAGAAACACGUCAAGAACACGACUUCGAUGAACAGACGACUAAUGACGUGUUCCCGUCUGAGGAGUCGGUCCCAACUACUUAUUUCAAUAGCUUACAUCAGGAAGUGAAAGGGGGUGGGGACUCAGAUAUAAAGAAUAUGAAAUUUAUCCAGGAAUACGUGAAAGUUGAGUCUGAAAUAAAAAAUCAAAUCUCUGACUUAAAACAGAAAAGCUUGGAAGAAAGAAAAAAAAAUAUCAAAAAAUUAAUGUUGCGAUGGCAUCCCGACAAAAACCCAAACGAUACAGAACUGUCAACAGCUGUGUUUAAACUUAUCAAUUCGGAAGUGGAGACAUCUUGUCUUUUCGACGAAUCCAAAAAAAAUGUUUGGGAAUUUAUGGGGCAUUCUGAUUGGGAUAGUUUUUAUGACUCAAUACGAAAAAAAGCCAAAGAAAAGGAAUCCUCGACACCUUCAAAGGAGACCUCAGAACCGCCAAAAAAAACUUCAGCACAGUCAAAAGAGACUUGGAAACCAUCAAGUCAGGCUUCGGAAACAUCAAAGGAGACUUCAACGACCGACGAGCCGGUGGAAGAAGAAAAAUCUCAAAUGUGGAUGAGACAGGCUAAGGCUGAUUUGGAGACCGCGGCAUGUCUUGAUUUUAGUAGAACAGGGUCAUUUGAGUGGAUGGCCUUUAUUGCCUGUCAGGUUUGUCUUUCCUAACAAACCGCUCUAGUCUGCGGAAAAGGUGUUGAAGGCGGCAUAUGUCAAACUUUUUAACAACCGGACGGUGAACUACAUGACGAGUCCCACCAUCCUGGCAUACGACCUUAAGGACCAGACGCUUAUGGACUACGCCAAAAAAUUGGAAAAGCUGAAAUAUCGGAACUUUAAAGGACUUUACCCAGAAAAAGAAAUUCCCCACGAAACCGUAACAGUAGAGCAAGGACAAGAGGCAGUGCUCUUUGCCCAAACAUUGUUUGACUAUAUCAGCUCAACAUAU